Molecule: messenger RNA, 1831 nt
Organism: Drosophila albomicans
Lineage: Eukaryota; Metazoa; Arthropoda; Insecta; Diptera; Drosophilidae
Exons: 1
Coding region: 180-1625 (481 amino acids)
Source: RefSeq, a predicted model, not a curated record
CCCUUCGUAAUCCCCUAGUUAUUAUUUUUUAGAUCCAGGGGAAUUCAGUUCUCAAAAUUUCGGUUUCAGUUUUUGGAUGUACAAGUAAAACAAAAAUAAAGGGUUUGAAAUUCGUUGCAACCUAGCCAAAAUUCUGUGCAAUAUUUUUAGUUAGUUGAAUACCAAAAAACAUUUCUUUUAUGAUGAAUGUCGUCAAGAGUUUGAGACACUGCGUGCGCAUGCUAAGACGCGGUGCCUCCGGGAAGAUGCCACAAAACGGACAGAUUGCCCCCAUGAGCGUGGAACAGCGUCGUAACUACCGCUACGACGAUCGAUUCAAUUGGCCAACUGGUAAUCCGGGGGAUGGGAGAGAUACGAAACUGGGCAACACAUACAGCGAUGAGUUGUUUGAUCCUCGGCAUGAUGAGCGCCACUACAAGAGCUAUCAGCGCAACGAUGCCAACAAUAGAAUGACAAAGGACGUGGAGUCUAGACGACGCGUGCCUCAGCAUUCAUUGGACCACCAGCGUCGUCAGGCGCGCAUCAUACAGGAGAACAAAUGGAGGUGGCAGCGCCGUACGGAGCCCAAAACUGCGCCAGGCUUUCGCGUAUCGUAUGAACAUCCCAUCUAUGGCGCUAGUCCACAGAGACGUCCGGGCCGUCAGGAACAGCAACCGCGUCGCCCAGGACGUGAGCAGCGCUUGAAGGAGAAGCAACGCCAGGAGAAAGAGUUGCGUGAAUCUCGUAAGGAUUAUGACCUGCCCGGCUACAAUCGACCAUUGAGGAGCGAGGCGGGUGAUAGCACCUCAUCGACGGACGAGAAUCAGUUUGCAAGCCAAUCUUGGCUGGCCAAGCGCAAGCAAGAGAAUGAGCAGCAAUAUUGGCACACAUGGCAGACGUGUCCCUCAGAGCGGCAGGACCCCGAGACUGCAGAGGCCGAGGAUAUCGCGGAGGAGAUCUCCCCUGGCUAUGAAAGUACCCAUGAAACUCGUCGGGGUUUUGUGAAGCCUUCGCGACCCUACGACGGCGGCGUGCGUCGCUUCCAGACGCAUUCCCUGCAGUUAAGCGAAGGCAGGAAGCAUUUGAAAACAAAGCGAUCGGCGGUAAGGCGUCGGCCCAGCGGCAUGGAGAAGCAAUAUCUAUUGGCCCGAGACUUCACCACUCGCAUCCACAGAUUGAGCGAUGAGAGCGACAACAGCGUUGAGGAGGUCAACAAGUCUUUCAAGCGACCCACAUCGUUGCUGCAGUCUCAUGUGUUCAGGUCGUCGCCAACAGUCUAUGCGGAUGAGCAGAAGGUGGAGCAGUUGGAAGACAUUGGGCUGCCCAAACAGCCACCGCGCAUGAAACUUGCGUGGCACGGUCUGCCCCUACCCGUCUACAAACGGUUCGAGAGCAUCAAGAAGGCGGUCGCUCGCAAGCAACUGGAUAGUAGCACAAAGAAACGUCUGCAGCCACCGCGAUUCCGUAUGACUGUCAGAUCCAAGGGACUGGCACGCCAGCGAACACCCAUCGAUAGCUUCUCCAAUCAGCUGGCCGUGAAGACGCAGUUCACGCCGUACAGUGAAUACUUGGGGUACGGACGGCUGAGUGUCUGCGAUGCCUGGCACAAUUUCGCCAAUGCCCACAAUCUAAAGCCCAUCUGCUGAACAUCUGGAAGGGGAUCAACAAUGGUGGUAGUUGGCAGUGCAGUGAAGAUUCAAAACCGAGAUCAAACUAAGCAGUUUGUGGGCAUUAUAUAAAAUUUUUUUUAUUUCAUUUUAAAAGGAAGACCUUUAUCUCAUAUACAACAGGGCCUCAAUAAUAUUGGUUAUGCAUCUGUACUUCCAAAUAUAUGCAUGUCCAUAGUUUUUUA